This is a messenger RNA of Micropterus salmoides (largemouth bass), 2587 nucleotides long. It is a transcript of the gene gpnmb, whose product is annotated as glycoprotein (transmembrane) nmb. Bases 134 to 2011 code for a protein of 625 amino acids. Gene Ontology annotation, molecular function: integrin binding. The record is from RefSeq and is a predicted model, not a curated record. The transcript has 12 exons. Gene Ontology annotation, biological process: cell adhesion. NCBI's taxonomy places the organism in Eukaryota, Metazoa, Chordata, Actinopteri, Centrarchiformes, Centrarchidae.
GAGAGCUGGGCGAGCAGAAAGAGGGACAAGCUCUGUCGGCGAACAGAUCAACUCUUUGGGGAGGUGGAAAGGCUGCAUUUGUUUUUAACCUUUAGUCUUAUUGCUCACUUUUUUUCCUGCUGAGGAGUGGGAAAUGGAAACCUUGCGAUUUGUUUUUCUGUUGGUUUGUGCCUGCUUUUUUUAUCAAGCUGAUGGACGCAAAACAUUCGGUGACAUGUUCCCACACAAGCAUGCAGUAGCAGGGAAGUUUCCAUUUCCAGUGCCACCGAUCCCUGGCUGGGAUCCUGACACCAACCCAUGGGAUGAUUAUCUCUACCCUCCACUAAACCCAAAGCCAAAAGAGCUCACGCACCACAAAGGUAAAGCCAAGGUUCGUCUGACCAGCGACAGUCCGGCUCUCAACGGCUCUUGCAUCUCUUUCACUGCCAUGCUGGAGUACCCUCCGUGCCAGAAGGAGGAUGCCAAUGGGGACCUUGUAUGGGAUGAGCACUGUGCGGAUGGUACGGAGCUAGAGGCCUCAGCAAAUGGACAAGUGCAUUCUGGCUACGUGUACAACUGGACUUCAUGGUUGGACGAUUAUGGCUUUGGAAAGUGUGCAGACUUCACAAAAUGCAACAUAUUCCCUGAUGGGAAGCCCUUCCCUCUGAGUAAUGACUGGAGACGGAGGAGCUACGUCUAUGUGUGGCACACAAUGGGCCAGUACUACGAGACAUGUGACGGCUCCUCCUCCCGUGUGACCAUCAACACCACCAACAUCCCUCUGGGGGCGGAGGUCAUGGAGGUCAUGGUCUACAGGAAACGCGAGCGCAGGAAGUACAGCCCCCUCACCACUGACAACACCGUCUUCUAUGUCACAGAUAAGAUCCCAGUGGCGGUCAACAUCUCCCAGAAGGCUGCGGUCAACCAGUCUGAGAAUGUUUUCUUUUGUGGUGAGGACGUGGUCUUUAAAGUCCAGCUCCAUGACCCCAGCGGUUACCUCAAAACCGCCGCUGCCAUUGACUACAUCUGGGACUUCAGAGAUGGCAACCAGCUGGUGACACACCGCGGCGUGACCACACACACCUACAGCAGGCUGGGGACCAUGAGUGUGAAGCUGGUGGUGGAGGCUGCGUUCCCUGUAGAGUGUCCGCCCACUGCUGCCACCCCCACGUCACCAUCUCCCACAGAGGCUCCCACACCUCCACCCAGGACUCAUGCUGUUACUUUCAAGAUGGAGACCACACAGGCGCCACCCAGCACCAGCAGACCCCUCCCCUCAUCCUCUCCCGCUGCCAUGACGUCAGGCGUGCCCACCACGGAGCCCCUCCCGCCUACUCUUGGCAGUGCGACCCCAGAGUCCAACCCCACCACCAUGGCCUGGCUCCGCACCAGGCGCCUCAACAGCAACGAGUGUUUCCGCUACGCCUACGGGACCUUCAUGGGCAACAUCACCAUUAUUGAACCCAAGCACGCACUGAACAGCCAGCCAAACAGUCGCAUCGUGGAUGUGUCAGCUUCCAGAGUGACCAACACUGACAUCAGCUUCCUGGUGAAAUGUCUGGGCAACAUCCCCACUUCAGCCUGCACCAUUGUGUCAGAUCCCAGCUGUACUCAGGUGCACAACAUUAUGUGCGAUGACGUGCCGCCAUCGUCAGAGUGUGAGGUGCAUCUCAGGCGAACAUUUCUGGAGCCUGGCACCUACUGUGUCAACAUCACUCUGGAGGACUCCAGUAGCCUGGCCCUGACAAGCACCACUGUCACUAUCAACAAGUCCCAGGAUACACCUGUGUCCAAGACUUCUCGUGCUGCAGAGGUGGUGCUCUCCUCCAGCGCUGUGCUGGUGGCUGUCUUUGCAUUCACUGCCUACCUGGUCUGCAAGCGUUACAAGGUGUACCGUCCGAUUCGUAGGACACUGGUGGAGGACGCCUGUGGCUUUGCUGGGGCCAGAGGUCGCAUGGUCCGUCUAAGAGAGGCACUCUUCCCCUCCAGUGAGGAGAGCCAUCACCUGCUGACCGAGAGACACCCCCUGUAGGCUUUAAAGAGCUACACCACAGCAUUUCUGCUCUUAAUGCCAAAAUAAAAAAUCACAAUUGAUGUAUGCAAAUCUAAGCUAGGUUAAAUCAUUUAAAAGUCAAGAUAGCAGGAAUAUCAAUGUACUAUUAUUAAUAUUAGAAAAUAAUGUCGUGUUUGUGUCUUAAUUGAGUUGUUAACUGUGAGUUGGCUACAGCAGUAUAAGAUUGGUAAGAUGAUUUACUGAAGAAGCUGUUAAAUGUCUGGCUCUGCUCCUUUUGAUCUCCUUGUUCUGGCUCAUCGUUGGAUGAGAGAAUUGCUCUUAGAUGAAUUGGGUCCAAGUCAAGGCUUGUUUCAAAAGAAAUGCUAUUUUGUAAAUCUUGUGCCACGUACAUAAUACUGCGCCUUGUACUGUAAUCACCAGUUAAGAAUGACAUCCUUGAGAUGGCUUUCCAAUUAGAAUUUAUGCUUCCAGUGACAUAUGCAUGCUAAAAGUACAAUUUUAAACUGUAAGACUCAAUAACUAAUUUGAGGAAUUCACUGAAAACUUGACAUGCCUCUAAUAAAGGUAGUGAACUAACCACUCAUCUGUCAUUCA